UUACAACAAUUCGGAUCGCUAAUUUCUUCGUCGUCAUUACAAAACUGCAAGAAUUCAUCAAGUCAAAGCACCACACUUGCAAUUGAAGAAAAGUAACCGUAUUUACGCGCAUAUUACAGCAUUGGACCAUGGCGGAAUUAAACUGGAGGCUUCAGACCGGGUUUGUAAUUAUCAUAGUGCUUUUGGUAAAUGCCUGCGGAGAAGGCGUACAAAGGCUUGUGGGACUGAUAGGAGUAAUCUGGCUUCUAUGGCAAAUCAAAAUCUAUUACAAAGAAAUCUGGCAAGCUGUGAAGGUAGGCCAGAUUCAUCAUCUGAUUGGCAUUUUUUUGCUAUUGGUUGUCAGCAUAAAUGUUGCUCUAGAUAUUUGGGAGAUGUUAUUCUACAUUGAUACAGAAAGGCUUCUCUUGUUAAUUUGGAAAAUAUGUUGUUUGUCCCAACUCAUAAUUUGUUUUCAGCCCCGACCGGGAUAUCUUCCUUUUCCGCCUCCUAGUGACCUCGACGGGAAUAUUGUUACAAUUAACGCUCUUUUCAUGCUUCCGAAACCCAUUCUUGAGACAUUUACGACCGAGAAUGCCACCCAAGAAAAGUACAAAUAUUUCAUAAAAGCUCUCCGAAACGAAUUAGCUAUCGAAGAUUUUUCUUAUUAUAUCGAUAAGCAACUACCAGCUGAAUAUGUUCAUAUAGAAAACCAAACAGCUAGUGAGCCUAAUCAUGUGGCGGAAAUUCAAGUGAUGCGUGACGGAUCCACAUUCUCUAAUGAUCUUGACCAGCGCGUUCUUUACGUGAAACUCUCGACUUCACAGGCAUCUUCGGUUACGCUAGUCUUAGACAAAAGCGAUGCGUAUGUGUUGGGUUACGAAGCCCAAAAAGUGUACUACUUAUUGAAGUUAGAUGAUGAGAAGAGUUGGAUCAGGAAUGUUAUCCAGAGAAGUGUCCCUCUGGAUUUAGGUUUUGGAUACAACGAUCUUGAAAAGAAAGCGGGAGUCUCGAGGUUAGACAUCUCCAUGGGAAUCAAACAGCUCGAAUCUGCAAUCAAUGAUCUCGACAAGACUGAUCGGAACAAUGUUGAUUUUCUAAAAGCUGUGGCGAAAGCGCUAAUAGUUUGCAUAACGAUGAUUCCUGAGGCUGCAAGGUUCAACUAUAUAGAGAAGAAAGUUUGUGAAAGCAUAGUUGAAGGUGGAAGGAAAACAUUUUACAAGGAAUUUCAGAUGGAUGAAUUUACGGUUAAGCUCCAGAAUGAUUGGAAGCAUUACUCUGAUGUUGUCCAAAAAUACGUUCCGCACCUGGCGCUCAUAAAAUAUGCAAAGAAGAAUGGUGAUCUUGGAGCGGGAACAUCAUCUAGCCAGCAAGUGAGAAACAUGAAGACAAAUGAAAAUAGAAAUAAAAAAUGGAAGGGGAAGGAAAAUGGAAGGAAAAAAUAAAUGGUUUAAAUCUGUAUUUAAUAAAACAUAUCAAUGUGGAUGCUGGUUUCGAAAAAAAAAAAAAGCGAAAUUCAUACAGUACAGAGGCGGUAGUGAGAGACAGGGAAGGAAGAGUCAUAGCGGCGGAAUGUAGACGAUACGACGACCAGCGUUGGAGAAGCUAGCGCGAUAAGCAACGGCAUCAUUCUUGCAAUGGAGGGAAAUCUAGUUCCCUUUGAGAUCCAAUUAAAUUCAAAUGUAGUAAUUGAUACUCUCAAUAACAUAGAAUUGCAUUGUUAUGAUGUUAGUUUAAUUGAGAGUAUACAGAUUGAAAGGAGGCA
This is a messenger RNA of Mercurialis annua (annual mercury), 1741 nucleotides long. RefSeq names its product ricin-like. Bases 129 to 1421 code for a protein of 430 amino acids. Gene Ontology annotation, molecular function: rRNA N-glycosylase activity. NCBI's taxonomy places the organism in Eukaryota, Viridiplantae, Streptophyta, Magnoliopsida, Malpighiales, Euphorbiaceae. Gene Ontology annotation, biological process: negative regulation of translation. The transcript is spliced from 2 exons. The record is from RefSeq and is a predicted model, not a curated record.